AUGGCGAACUCGAGUCUCUCCCCUUCCCAAUCUACCAUGUCUCCCAUAGGCACUGCGAGACCAUUUCCAGCAAGCCGCGCCUACACUGCGCCAGACAAAAUGACGGCUAAUGGCCAUUUUGCGUCUGCUGGUCAGAAUGGGGAAGCCAACUUUGAGAAUGGCGUGCAGGUCAUUGAUGAGGACAAAGAUUUCAAUCCGGAUCUAUCCAAAUACUUGAAUUAUACCAACGUUUCUCACUCCGGAUUCAACUACCACUUGAUCUCCGUCUUUGGAUCACAGUCAACCGGCAAAUCCACCCUCCUGAAUGCGCUCUUCGGUACCGAUUUCUCCGUCAUGUCUGAGGCGGAGCGCAGGCAAACGACCAAAGGAAUUUGGCUUUCCAAGAACAAAAGCACGCAGGCAAACAUGGCGGAGAAUAUUUUGGUUAUGGACGUCGAAGGCACGGAUGGCCGAGAACGAGGCGAGGAUCAAGAUUUUGAACGGAAGAGCUCUUUAUUCGCGCUCGCCACGAGCGAGGUCUUGAUGGUCAAUGUGUGGGAACAUCAGGUCGGCUUAUACCAAGGCGCCAACAUGGGCCUGUUGAAGACGGUCUUCGAGGUCAAUCUACAGCUUUUUUUGAAGGACAGGAAGUCGACCUCCCGCAGCCUCCUCUAUUUCGUCAUUCGAGAUUUCCUCGGCACUACACCAUUACAAAACCUACGGAACACCCUGAUGCAGGACAUGGGCAGGAUCUGGCAGAGUCUGUCCAAACCACCCGGGCUGGAAAAGAGCAGCAUUGACGACUAUUUUGAUUUCGCAUUCACAGCCCUUCCUCAUAAGCUAUAUCAACCCGAGCAAUUUAAAUCGGAGGUGGCCAAAAUGGCGACCCGAUUCCGAGACGGUCAUCGAGACCCUCGAAGGGACGCACUGCUGGGGGAGUUUGAAGGAGGAGUUUUCCUACCAGAGUACCAUCGUCGCAUUCCUGCUGAUGGGUUUGCGCACUACGCAGAGGGCAUCUGGGAUCAGAUCGUUCAUAACAAAGACUUGGAUCUACCUACGCAACAGGAAUUGUUGGCGCAAUUUCGGUGUGACGAGAUUAUGCGCGAGGUCAUGCUUCUGUUUGACGAGACGAUCACUCCCUUCGAAACACAACAAGCAGAUUCUGCCAGGACGGGCGCCGCAGAGGUCAUCCCCAGCCUAGGCGCCGCGAUGCGUCAAGCUCGAGCCGAAGCCAUUAAAAACUUUGAAACAGAGGCAAGCAGAUAUCAUAAGGGGGUGUACCAACGGAAGCGGACCGAGUUGGAAGGCAAGACGGAUGCGAGACUGAAGGUACUUUUGUCCGGUCAACUCAGUGCUGCGCACAAACUGGGAGUACAGGAGUUCAGUGACGCUGUUAGCGGCGCCGUCAAAGCUGGGCAGAAGAAAGGCGCAUCGUACGACUUUGCCGAGAUUGUUAAGGAGCAGACACAGGUGGCGCUGAAACGAUUUGAGUCGAUUGCUAAAGAAGCCGUCAUUGAAGGUGUAUCUUGGUCGGAUUACAAGCAGGCAAUGGUGCUGUAUCAGAAGGAUCUGGACAAGGUUUCCGGACAGCUGCGCAGGGACGAGAUGCGACGACUGGCCACACGUGUCGAGAGAUGGGUCCGAAGCAGAUUAAACGACAGCAUUGGCUUGGAAUUCAAUUCUUUGGGCUCCGGCCGUAGCGGAUCCGGAGCCCCCGAACACGGAGAGAAACCGACCGAGAAAGGAAUCUGGGAUCGUAUAUGGAAUCUUUUCACCGCCACCGUUCAAGAUGCAGAGAAACGCUUUGCUGACCGAGCAGCUUCCUUUGACGCUAGUGCCGAAGAAGUCGAAGUAGGUCGAUGGCGACUGAGACGCAAGUCUUGGGCUGUUUUGCGCUCGAAGAUCGACGAGGAAAUGAUGGAAGGUAACCUCUUGCUCAAGCUUCGGGAGAAUUUCGAGGACAAAUUUCGAUACGACGAGGCCGGUGUGCCUAGAAUAUGGCGACCCACCGACGACAUCGAAGGUGUGUAUACACGAGCUCGCGAAAGCACGCUGACGCUCAUUCCGCUACUGUCGCGGUUCCGACAUUCCGAAUCUGGCGUACCGCCUCCUCUUGAUCGCUGGGUCGGCCCGACGCCGGCGGCUGCCACUGCUGCAGACGAGGAGGACCUUACGCCCAUCGGAGGCGUGGAUGAGGAAGAGGGCAAAAGCCUGGAGGAAGAGACGACCAUUCUCAACGAGGCCAAGAGACAGGACCUGACGGUUCGGUUCAAGAAGGCUGCCGAUGGGGUAUACGUCGAGGCCAAACGUAGCGCGAUUGGUGGCAUGACGCAAGUACCCUUGUACUUUUACGGUCUUUUACUCGCCCUCGGAUGGAACGAGAUCGUUGCCGUGCUUAGAAACCCGGUGUACUUCGUGUUUCUCAUCCUUGUUGGAAUUGGGGCAUAUGUCACGUACACCCUGAACCUGUGGGGUCCAAUGUUCAACAUGGCCAACGCAGCAUCUCAGCAGGCUCUCGAGGAAGGCAAGCGAAGGCUGCGAGAGUUUUUGGAGGAAAAUCCGACUGCACGGCAAGCCGUGGCCAUGUCGAGCAACAACAAUGAUUACGAAAUGACGAAUUUGUCCAAAUCUCCCAAGGUCAAAACCGACGGGGCCGACGACGAGGACGAGGACGAGAUAUAG
Molecule: messenger RNA, 2661 nt
Organism: Exophiala oligosperma
Lineage: Eukaryota; Fungi; Ascomycota; Eurotiomycetes; Chaetothyriales; Herpotrichiellaceae
Product: protein sey1
Exons: 3
Coding region: 1-2661 (886 amino acids)
Biological process (GO): endoplasmic reticulum membrane fusion
Cellular component (GO): endoplasmic reticulum
Molecular function (GO): GTP binding; GTPase activity
Source: RefSeq, a predicted model, not a curated record